Molecule: messenger RNA, 367 nt
Organism: Mycena citricolor
Lineage: Eukaryota; Fungi; Basidiomycota; Agaricomycetes; Agaricales; Mycenaceae
Source: the annotation of a GenBank genome assembly
GAGACACCAUUGUUUACUAUAUACAAAUUCUUGUCGUCGACUUCGUCUUCCGCGACUAUUGGAUCUGCGUCUAUUGAGAGUUGUGAUACUGGUGUUCUGUCCACCCCGAAGCCCUCGCAUCUUUCACACACUGAGAAGCUGAUUACGAGGAGUGUGAACGUGUUUAUAUUUUGGUUUACUUUCAUAGUAGAUUCACUUUUGAGCACGCCCUCAGCAUUUCACCGCACUGUGGAGAUACGACCAGUAGCAAUCACCUAUAGAGACAGAGUCUCAGCGAGUGUAGAAGACACAGAGCUAACAUUAGCAGUACCUAUAGAGACAGAGUCUAGGUACAAGUCAUGAGUAUGAGUCGUAAGAGAUCAUAAGG